GUGUAGGACUAAAUUGGCCAUAAAAAAAAUUAAAGACUGAAUUAACACAAUUAUAAUAAAUUUAAUUUUUUUAGUAAUUAUCCUGUAAAUUUUCUUGUUCAUGCCAAACAGAUGAAUUACAGUUGUCUCCAACAGAGCAAAAAUCAAAGAAAUGACAACCCCUCCGGCCAAUAGUGUCAAUCACCAAACAAUACGCUUAGAAAGGACUCGAAUGCUCAGUAUUUCAAAGCUUUAUCACCACCAGAUAAAAUAGACCUCCUCAUGCGAAUGGAAGUUGGCUCAGGUGAAAAGGACCGGACACUUCACAUUUACCAUGUCUAGGUUUGAUUUCCACUGUCAGUAGACCCCAUUGGUAGCGAUUUGUAAAUCAACUAUAAGUCCUCAAUUUUGGCAUGUGAGAUGCCCUGGCCUUAGAGCGGAGUAACCUACUUUUCUCCUAAACUUCUUUAAUUAAAACAAAAUUGGCCUCCUAUGAUUUAACUAGCAGCAAUCUUAAGCCUUGUAACAAACAUUACACUUCUAAAGACUCUUAACGAGCCAGGUGCACCGCCUUAUUUUCUUUCAACAAGAUCCAUCUAGCAAAAGAGAGAAGAAAAAAUGAAAUGACCACUGGCCAUCAUCCCCCAUUGUUAUUUGUAAAACCAAAACUUCUUGCAUGUUAAUUGGUCCCAUCCAUUCUUCACAUGUCUGUUGGUGCCUUUUGAUGAGAUUAAGUAUAAUCACGAAAUUAUCAAUGAGCUUUUUGUUGGACAGGCAUGAAGGAGAACUAGUGAAAAAAGUUAUCGAAAAUGUUCUGAGCAAAUUGCGACAAGAUUUUCAGCUUGAUGUUACUAAGCACUUAGUUGGAAUUGGUGAUCAUGUGAAUAGAAUCAUGAAAUGGGUAGACACUCCUACCACUGAUGCUCGAAUGAUUGGAAUAUAUGGCAUGGGUGGGAUUGGAAAAACGACUCUUGCCAAGGUAAUCUAUAACCAGCUGUCGAAUGACUUUGUGCAUCGUAGCUUCCUUGCAGAUAUUCGAGAAACAGCUCGCCACAAUAAUAUUGCUUAUUUACAAAAGCAACUAAUUAAGGAUAUUCUGCAAAUCGAACCUUCAAAUGUUGAUGAAGGAAUUAGUAGGAUAAAAUCUGGAUUCAAAGGAAAAAAAGUUCUCAUUCUUCUAGAUGAUAUAGAUCACAAGGAUCAAUUAAAUGCUUUGGCUAGAGAACGUAAUUGGUUUAUGGCGGGAAGUAUUAUUAUUGUUACAACCAGAUAUGAAGCCAUUCUUGAUCAAUCUAAAUUCAAUGUACACAAGUAUGAUUUGAAUGAAUUGGAUCAAGAGCAUGCUUUGCUUUUGUUUAAUAGACAUGCAUUUUACAUGGACCAUUCUUCGAAGGACUUUGAGGGUCUAUCUCGUGAUAUUGUAUCCACCAUGGGUGGGCUUCCCUUGGCACUUAAGGUCGUAGGUUCAUACUUGUAUAAAAAAACGAAUCGAAAAGUAUGGGAAGAUGUGCGGAAGCAAUUAAAAAACCAACCACAUAGAGACGUCCAAAAAAUAUUGCGAAUAAGCUAUGAUGCAUUAGAAGAUGGACAUCAGCAGAUUUUUCUCGAUAUUGUUUGUUUCUUUAUUGGCAUAGAUGACGGUGAAGUUGCACGAUUCGCCAUGUACAUGUGGGAGGAUUGUGGGUUUUAUCCAAAUCAAGGAAUUGAAGAGUUGAAGUUGAGGUGCUUAAUUAAAAUUGGAGAUGAUGGUGAAUUUAUGGUGCAUGAUCAAUUGAGAGAUCUUGGAAGGAGCAUUUUUUGCCAAGGACAACCGCUUGAGAAAUGUAGUGGACCAUGGGACGACAACUAUGAGGGAGUCCCAAGAGUAGUAAGACAUCCAGAGAGACGCCCCUGGUUCCACGACUUUUUGGGGGCAGCUUCUAGCGGAGAUUCCAAGUUUUCUGAAGUGAGAUGGCUUGAGUGGGGCAAUCCUGGAAACGAUGCGUCUCUUUCGACAAUCAACUUGCAUUUGCCAAAAUUAUCGGUGCUGGACUUAUGGGGGAGGGUGAAGAGGAUUGGGAAGGAAUCACAGAGAAUUGGGAAGGAUGGAAUUCAUUCAUGGCGUCAAAGCAGCUUAAAGUUCUCAACCUUCGAGGUUGUCCUAAUUUAAGAUGUACUCCUGAACUCUCAACUUUCACGCAGUUGAAAAUUCUCCUAUUGAGCCAUUGUUAUGGAUUGGAGCAUCUCCACCCUUCUAUUGGCAAACUCACAAGCCUCGUUACCUUGGACUUGUGUUUCUGUAGAGGUCUCAAGGAGCUACCAGAGGAGGUGGGUGGAUUAAAAGAUUUAGAAGAACUUCUUUUAGAUCAAUCUGGUAUUACAGCAAUUCCUUCGUCUAUUGGUUCUUUGAGGAAAUUGAAGACACUGAGUGCCUUCGAAUGUGAGUCACUGAGAGAAAUCCCCAGCUCAAUUGGGGAUUUACAGAAUUUGCAAUAUCUUAACUUGAAUACUUGUGCGAUCGAAAAGCUUCCCAAUGCUAUUGGAGGGUUGAAAAAUCUGAAGAUUCUAAAUCUCAUCUUGUGCAGUAGUUUGAAAGGGGCAAUUCCAAGUGAAAUCGGUGACUUGCCUUCCCUCGAGACUAUCUAUCUCAAUUUCACACCGAUAUCUGACCUGCCAGAAAGCGUCCGGAAUCUUUCUUCUCUCCAAAGCCUUACCU
This is a messenger RNA of Eucalyptus grandis, 2674 nucleotides long. Its product is annotated as disease resistance protein RUN1-like. Gene Ontology annotation, molecular function: ADP binding. Bases 656 to 2128 code for a protein of 490 amino acids. The transcript is spliced from 3 exons. Gene Ontology annotation, biological process: defense response. The record is from RefSeq and is a predicted model, not a curated record. NCBI's taxonomy places the organism in Eukaryota, Viridiplantae, Streptophyta, Magnoliopsida, Myrtales, Myrtaceae.